AUGCCGGCCGCGGAGGGGCAGUCGCCGUUGGCGUCGGCGGAGAGGCGGCCGCACUUCUUCAAGGUGCUCAUCGGCGACUUCAGGAAGCGCCUGAAGAUCCCGCCAAAGUUCUGCAAGCACAUCCCCUGGGAGGCGUCCAGGAAAGCCAAGGGCCUGAAGGAGGCGUCCAUGGCGGCCACCCUGGAGGGCCCCAGCGGCCGGACGUGGCAGGUCGUCAUCCGCCGGACCGCCGAGGGCACCUUCUUCACCGCGGGCUGGGCCAAGUUCGUGCAGGACCAGGCGCUGCGGGAGCUGGAGUUCCUCGUCUUCCGCCACGACGGCGGCACCAGCUUCGCCGCCAUGGUGUUCGACAAGUCGGCGUGCGAGCGGGAGGACCUGCUGCUCGCCGGCGACGCGCCCCGGCCGCGCAGGAAGCGGGGCCGGCCGAGGACGGCGUCGCGGGCCGUGGAUGAUUCGGCUGGCAUGGAGCUGGUGCUGGUCCCGAACCGUGCGCCUGCCGACCAGCUGCCCCAAGUCGUGUGCUCCGAUCGGAUUCCCGAAUCGGACAAGUCAAAUGGAUCAGCCGGGCAUCCCAGCCCUAUGAAGGCCGAGGUGGGCGCCGGCGAGCUCCCCCUGUGCUUGAUCGCCGCACCACCGUCGGAGUCGGGGCAGCUCCCGCCGGGCCACUUGCCAGCCGGGACCAAGGACGGGUGCGCGGUGAAAACGCGGAGCAUCCACGGCGACCUCGCUGCGGCCAGCAUCCCCCCUUCCGUGAGGAAGUACAACGGGUACGUGUCCCGGCGGCGGCCCGUGGCGAGCGCCGAGCGGCAGCGGGCCAUGGAGCUCGCGCGCGCGUUCCGGUCGUCGCUCCCGUACUGCGUCAUCCGCAUGAGCACCAUGCACGUCUACUACUCCUUCAUGAUGAGGUUCCCCACGGGGUUCUCGAGGCAGCACCUGCCCCGGGAGAAGACGGAGAUGGUGCUCCGGGACCCGGGCGGCAAGGCGUGGGCGGCGCUCUACAUCCCCAGCACGAGGGACCGGCUGUCGCGCGGGUGGUGCGCGUUCGCGCGCGGCAACUGCCUCGAGGAAGGGGACUGCUGCGUCUUCGAGCUCGUCGGCGCCGCAGAGUUCCGCGUCCACGUGUUCCGGGUGGUCGAGCCCGCCGUGCCGGCGGUCAGGCUCCGAUUAGCUUGA
Molecule: messenger RNA, 1173 nt
Organism: Triticum turgidum subsp. durum (durum wheat)
Lineage: Eukaryota; Viridiplantae; Streptophyta; Magnoliopsida; Poales; Poaceae
Source: the annotation of a GenBank genome assembly